Molecule: messenger RNA, 2704 nt
Organism: Cebus imitator (Panamanian white-faced capuchin)
Lineage: Eukaryota; Metazoa; Chordata; Mammalia; Primates; Cebidae
Product: general transcription factor IIF subunit 1-like
Biological process (GO): transcription initiation at RNA polymerase II promoter; positive regulation of transcription elongation by RNA polymerase II
Cellular component (GO): transcription factor TFIIF complex; nucleus
Molecular function (GO): TFIIF-class transcription factor complex binding; RNA polymerase II general transcription initiation factor activity; DNA binding
Source: RefSeq, a predicted model, not a curated record
CUAUCGAGAUUAAUAGUCAGAUUUACCUUAAUCCCAACAUAAAAUUUACUGAUUUUUUUUUUUUUCUGAGUGGCAGAACGAUCUGCAAAAAUAAAAAGUUCAGAACAGUUAUGGCAAUUUUUAAAAGUGGCAUAAUGAAGGACUUUGAAGAGAAUGGGAAAUUCCUUGCUAGGUAUUAACUGGUAGUCUUUAUUACAAUUUGGUUUCAGUACAAGAUUUGAAAUACCUAUGUUUUAGUUCUAGUACAAGAUUUUAAAUAUAAAUGGAUAGUUUUAGAGUUCCAAACACUGUAAGCCCUUUUAAUAUAAAAUAACCUAAAUUUCUACUAAAGUAAACAUAAGUCAGAGAAGUUAUUGAUUAAUAUCUAAUGCUGGGAAAAUUGGCUGUUGGAAAAGGAGAGGGAUCAGGAUAUAUCCUCACCCUUAAUUGGAAUAAAUUCCAGAAGGAAUGAGUGGUGAAAGUUAAAAAGGAAAACAUAAUCAGAAGAAAUUAUAUAGGUAGAAACCAACAACAGGCUCUUAAAACACUUUCUAAAGCUAAAUGCAAUGGAAAAAUAAGAGAGAAAGAUGGAUAAUAUUUGAUUAUAUAAAAUUUUAAAAACAUUUGUAUGUCAAAACAUAAAGAGAUAUAAGGACACUUUACCGAAAACUUUACACCACAUAUAAUAGACAACAGGUUGCCCUCACUAUAUAAAUAAUUCUUAAAAACAAACAAGACGACGCGGGGACCGGAACAGAGAGACCAGACACCGAGCGGCAGCUUCCCCGAGAUCGAGGGACGCAGUAGCCAGAGGAGAAGAAAGGAACCCCAAUUGGACCAGAUCGGAACCUCUGACCAUUGCCCAUGGCGGCCCUAGGCCCCAGCAGCCAGAAUGUCACUGAAUACAUCGUUCGAGUUCCAAAGAAUACAACCAAAAAAUAUAACAUCAUGGCUUUUAAUGCAGCUGAUAAAGUCAACUUUGCCACGUGGAAUCAGGCCCAGCUGGAGCGGGACUUGAGCAACAAGAAAAUCUACUAAGAGGAGGAGAUGGCCGAGUCAGGCGCGGGCAGCGAGUUCAACCGCAAGCUCCUGGAAGCUCGGAGGAAGAAGCUCGGCAUCGUCCUCAAGGAGUUCCAGCAGGACCAGCCCUGGCUGCUCCGCGUCAAUGGCAAAUCCGGCAGGAAGUUCAAGGGCAUCAAGAAGGGAGGCGUGACAGAAAAUACAUCCUACUAUAUCUUCACCCAGUGCCCCGACGGGGCCUUUGAGGCCUUCCCGGUGCACAACUGGUACAAUUUCAUGCCGCUGGCCUGGCACUGCACGCUCACUGCUGAGGAGGCCGAGGAGGAGUGGGAGAGGAGGAACAAGGUGCUGAACCACUUCAGCAUCAUGCAGCAGUGGCGGCUCAAGGACCAGGAGCAGGACGAGGAGGAGAAGGAGAAGCGCGGCCGCAGGAAGGCGAGCAAGCUGCACAUCCACGACCUGGAGGACGACCUGGAGAUGUCGUCCGAUGCCAGUGACGCCAGCGGUGAGGAGGGUGGCAGAGCCCCCAAGGCCAAGAAGAAGGCGCCCCUGGCCAAGGGCAGCAGGAAGAAGAAGAAGAAGGGCUCAGAUGACGAGGCCUUUGAGGACAGCGAUAAUGGGGACUUCGAGGGCCAGGAGGUGGACUACAUGUCGGACGGCUCCAGCAGCUCCAUGGAAGAGCCCGAGACCAAGGCCAAGGUGCCGCAGCAGGAGGAGGGGCCCAAGGGCGUCGAUGAGCAGAGCGACAGUAGCGAGGAGAGCGAGGAGGAGAAGCCACCUGAGGAGGACAAGGAGGAGGAGAAGGAGGAGAAGGCGUCCACCCCGCAGGAGAAGCAGCGCAGGAAAGACAGCAGCGAUGAAUCAGACAGCUCAGAGGAGAGUGACAUUGACAGUGAGGCCUCCUCAGCCCUCUUCAUGGUGAAGAAGACACCGCCCAAGAGAGAGCGGAAGCUGUCGGGAGGGAGCUCAAGGGGCAACAGCCGCCCGGGCACGCCCAGCACAAAGGGCGGCAGCACCUCCUCCACCCUGCGUGCCGCCGCCAGCAAACUCCAGCAAGGGAAGCGGGUGAGCGAGGACGCCGUGUGCCGCUACCUGACGCGGAAGCCCAUGACCACUAAGAUCCUGCUGAAAAAAUUCCAGACCAAGAAGACCGGGCUGAGCAGCGACCAGACGGUGAAUGUGCUGGCCCAGAUCCUCAAGCGCCUCAACCCCGAGCGCAAGAUGAUCAACGAUAAGAUGCAUUUCUCCCUCAAGGAGUGAGCCUCUGUCCAAUACACAGCUCUGCUCUCCAGAACUUCUCGGGCUCUCACUGCCCCUUUGCCGUCCUGCUCCCUGACUGCCAGGGCCCCAGAGUUAGCAAUUUUGGAAAAGUUUAAGCCAUUUCCUCCUCUGGCCCUUCUGGAAUCUUCAGCUGCCUGGUAGGCCUUCUAAUUGUCCUCUUUCUCCCUGCUCAGCCUCCCUCAUGCUGACCAAGGCCCGUGCUGCCCAGUGGGUAGCAGUUCUGCCUUCCACUUCCUUAGGCCUCUCUUCAGCCGUGACUUAAUCUACCACAUGGCCCAUUAGGUCUUCAGUUUUGGCCAGGCAUGAUAGUGAGUGCCUGCAGUCUCAGCUACCUGGGAGGCUGAGCCCAGGAGUUCAAGCUUGCUGUGAACUAUGUUGGUGACACUGUACUCCAGCCUGGGUGACAGAGCAAGACCCUGGCACA